Messenger RNA from Onychostoma macrolepis, 1793 nucleotides. It is a transcript of the gene reep3b, whose product is annotated as receptor accessory protein 3b. Gene Ontology annotation, molecular function: microtubule binding. Gene Ontology annotation, biological process: endoplasmic reticulum tubular network organization. Bases 274 to 1044 code for a protein of 256 amino acids. NCBI's taxonomy places the organism in Eukaryota, Metazoa, Chordata, Actinopteri, Cypriniformes, Cyprinidae. The record is from RefSeq and is a predicted model, not a curated record. Gene Ontology annotation, cellular component: endoplasmic reticulum membrane; cytoplasmic microtubule; endoplasmic reticulum tubular network. The transcript has 8 exons.
CUGACGUCAACGUGAAAGCGCACCUUCAGAAACGGCAUCGGUUUGGGUGAGAGCACGAAGAAGAUGGGCAUAACAAGAGUGUCAUUAUUUUAACUCAUAUUAACUCCAUAGUUAGUUUUAUACGGGAUGUUUGUGUGUAAUACUGAGUAAUGAGCGAGCGGAGGCUCUCAGGAGACCGUUAAUGUUUGUCCUCGUCUGAAGUUGAACACUGAAGUUGAAGUAAGGUUAGCUUAGCUAGCAUCUCUCUCUGCUCGGCUCAAUCCUGAAGAAAAUAUGGUGUCCUGGAUUAUAUCAAGAUCUGUCGUGCUGGUUUUUGGAAACCUGUACCCAGCGUACUACUCCUACAAAGCAGUGAAAACCAAAAAUGUCAAAGAAUAUGUGCGAUGGAUGAUGUACUGGAUUGUUUUUGCCCUGUUUACAGUAGUGGAGACUGUCGCAGAUCUAACCAUAGCCUGGUUUCCCCUCUAUUACGAGAUCAAGAUUGCGUUUGUGAUCUGGCUUCUGUCUCCCUACACGAGAGGAGCUAGUGUCAUCUACAGAAAAGCCCUUCAUCCUCUGUUGUCCUCCAAAGAAAGGGAAAUUGACGACUACAUAGUCCAGGCGAAAGAACGUAGCUAUGAGACCAUGGUGAACUUCGGCAAGCAGGGCCUGACCAUCGCUGCAACUGCUGCUGUGUCCGCUGCUGUCAAGGGUCAAGGUGCCAUCACAGAGAAGCUCAGGAGCUUUAGCAUGCACGACCUUACCCAGAUCCCUCAAGACGACACGUAUUCAUCAUACAGGUCCAACCCAGCCAGAAGAGCCAUCAUGGACCAACCAGACGGAGCUGAGUAUUAUCACGGUGAUGACGAUGACAGGAGUGAUGACGAGGAUAAACCUGUAUACUCUGAAGAUGAAGCCGUGUCUCAUCAUGGGCUCAGACGAUCUCAGAGUGUCAAGAUGACGCGUUCAAAAAUGCGCAAAGAUGCGCGUUAUGGAUCUCUGAAGAUCAAAGGGAGGAAAAGACCAGCACUCAAUGCCAUGACUUACACCAGCAUGGACAACUGAGCUGACUACUGAUGUGUGGGAAGAUGUGUCCACUUUAUCAGACAACCAGUGUGUUCAUAUUCUUCUCUUUCCAUAAGGGCUGUGGACUUUCAACUUUUUCACUGAUAUACCAGCAGAUCUAUUUAUUACUUCUACCAGCAAGUGUGUACAUACAGCGAGUGUCAUGAGUUAGAGUAGUAUAUGAAACGUAUGGGGUUUGACUGAUGGGUGUAUUUGUAACGCAUGGCUUUAUUGGUCUGAAUUUGCCAUUCAGAUGUCUCUGUCUCCAGUAUUUGUAUUUAGAAAUGUGUCCUCUUUGGAUGUGGGUUUUAUAUUUCUGUUUUCGUACUUUUGCUGCCUUUUAGAAGAUGUUUUAAGUAGUUUUUACAAUUGUAGUUUAGGUAAGAAUUCAGAUUUUUAAAAACUUGAAAAUGAUUUGUCAGCAUCAGACCAAAAGCGUCUCUUAUCAGUAAUAGAGGAAAUACCAAAGAGAACAAAAGGCAGUGUUGCGUUAAUGUUAAUACAAUUUUCAAAUGUUAAAAAAGUCAGCUGUUGUUUUCUUUGUUAUUGAUGGUACGUGGGUUUAAAGAAAACCCCUUUUGCACAUUCUUUAAAUCCUCGAUUUAAACCUUCACUUCUGGUCUUCAUGCAGAAUGUUCUUUAUCUGGGAGAAAGUCCACACCAAUGUAACAUCUCUGCUGUCGUGUGGCUGUAUGUGUCAUUCAAAAUGAAUGCAAUAAUAUGAAUAAAGCUGAAAUGUUGUAAUGCAA